AACUGUGACUGGAGAGGGGAGUGAUUGUGAUGUUACUGAGAAGUGGGCUGCAGAGGGCUAUAUAAACCCAGCCCUGCUGCUUUGAGUCUGAGAGAGAGAAAGAGAGCAGAGCAAGCAGCCUUCUUCAGACACAGACUGACGCAGCUACUGAAAACACAUUCUGCAUCUCCUGCCAGUGCUAUUAGAGGAUUUGACUGAACUAUGGACAUUUCCCUUCAACUGCAGACAUAAACUGCACUUUGAUUGGAGCACAAAACUGAAAGAAAAAGCCUCUAGUAACUGCAAGGACUGAAGAGAACUCUAAAAUCAAAAAAGGGAUUUGAUUUCAUUUGAAACAUCUUCAUCUCUCCACUAAAAGCUGACAUUCAGAAGCUUGUUCUGAGCAAAUCCAUGCGGAGGAAGGCAAGAACAGUCUGACAAGUGUUUGGAAACUAUCUGAAAGCCAGCUGAAGCAGUGAAAUCAUUCUUAAGCCAAUCAUGAUGGCAGAAAGACACAUGGAAGUCAGCGGAUGCCAGACAGUGAUACCCCCACACCUCCUGGCAGCAGUGAUGGAGGGGUUCCCCCAGCCUCUUUCCCUCCCCAAGACUCCGGUGCGGGGCAAAGCCAGGCUGAGGCGCCCCCGACAGUCACGCUUCAAGACGCAGCCAGUGACAUUCGCAGAGAUCACUGAGGUGGAGGAGGAAGGAGCCUCGCCGCUGGAGGAAGAGAGAGCAAGAAAGUCCUUCCUGCAGUCGUUGGAGAGUCUGCGGUGCAGCAGCCACAGCCUCCAGCGGGACCGGAUAGCGACCUCUGCCAUGAGGGGGAGCGUGGACUCCAGCGACUCUGACUCCACACAGUGACCUCCUCGGAUCCCCGGGACCCCUGCUGCUUCAUAGUGAAGAAGGACUUUGUUUCCUGGCCAACUAUCUAAAACAAACAGCUGGAUGUAUGUGUAUAUAUAUAAUAUAUAAUAGUACUUUUAUGAACAGAUACAUGUGUGCCACUAUGUAUGUAUACACAGACCAUACAUAUAAAGAUACAUAAUAUAUCGAGGAAAGGAAGAUUUUUUUUUUCUUUUUUGAUACAGAUGUCUUUAAAGAAGUAAAUAAAUGUUACGUGUGUCUGUGGCUACAUGUACAGAUGUA
Molecule: messenger RNA, 1125 nt
Organism: Polyodon spathula (Mississippi paddlefish)
Lineage: Eukaryota; Metazoa; Chordata; Actinopteri; Acipenseriformes; Polyodontidae
Exons: 1
Coding region: 478-840 (120 amino acids)
Source: RefSeq, a predicted model, not a curated record